Penicillium pulvis is the source of this 1203-nucleotide messenger RNA. RefSeq lists its product as uncharacterized. The coding region runs from base 1 to 1203 and encodes 400 amino acids. NCBI's taxonomy places the organism in Eukaryota, Fungi, Ascomycota, Eurotiomycetes, Eurotiales, Aspergillaceae. The transcript has 3 exons. The record is from RefSeq and is a predicted model, not a curated record.
AUGUCACGGGGAAGGUCUGCCUUGGUCCCCACACAACAAGGGCCGAAGCUCCACAUUGCGCAGGUUCCCAAUGAUACACUCACCACAUGGUUCGUCAAUACGUUGGAGGUCCAGGACGUGCGCUAUGAUAUCACAUACUAUGGACCUUUCCUCCGAGACUUACCCCGAAGACUCGGAUCUAGUCCCGUUUUGGAUGCUGCUGCAACAGCACUAGUUUCCUCAUAUCCUUAUUUUCAAAAACAAGAUGUCCCACCUGCUGUCUUGGUGAAAUUUGGGAAGGCUUUGAAGGCGCUCAGGGAGUGUUUGAAUAGUCCGGUUGAUGCUCGAUCUCCUAAUACGCUGUGUGCAAUCUAUCUUAUCUCUAUAUGCCAGAGCUGGGUUGGGAUAUCUCAAAAGCAGCGAUCUAGCCAUGCGGAAGCUAUUGCGCAUCUUCUCAGAAUUAUAGAUCUUAAUGAAUACCAGAGUGGAUUUGCACGACAUUUACUUAUCACUUUAUGUGUCCCUGUGAUUUUGGAAGGCAUGCGAGAUCCUCGCAUUCAAAUGAACAAACGGUUUUGGGACCAAAUGUCGAGUCUACUUAAUCAAAAUCCUCCACCACCAGAACACAGCAGCAUCCCCCGACCAACCACCAGUUUGUUCUCCCUCGCGAUAUUCCCCGAGUAUAUCCACAACCCCUCUCUACAUCUUCCCGAAAUAACUUCAGCAUAUCUCCAGCUGAAGACCGAUGCACACAAGAUGCAUGCAUAUCAAAGUGGCGGCUUUCUAUCCUCGUUACCAACAAUCCACCAGUCCCGGUACCAGGCAGCAUAUACGGUGGUCUCCUCUCUAGCUCUCUUAUUGAAUAAUCUCCUUCAAUCAUUUCAUCCAUUCGACACUUUACUCGCCAAGGACUCAGCGCUCUUUGUCCAGCAAAUCAUCGAGGGAGCUGAUCUAGCCUCCCGCGACCGUCCACUUGGUGCCGCGUAUGUCCCGUUAUGUCUCAUCGUUGCGUUGGCUGCAACAAGAGAUCCUCAGCAGGUGGCGCGUGUUGAGGCUACAUUGGGAGAUUAUCAAUCCGACUUCAAGACGCUGGAAUGGCGGAAUUGUGCUAGGUGGCUCAAGAAGCUGUUGAAAAACCACCGACUGAAUGGAGAAUACUCUGGAGCAGGUUUUGAUGUUGACACUUCUGAGUUGGGAGUCCCAGGGGGGUGUGCUAUGAUGUGA